AGAAAAUAUAUUUUUAUUUUAUUACGAUCAAUUUUCGAAUAUGCUGCAGUAUAAUAAUAUAUGAACAGAUCUUAUCGGCAGCCAUGAAACAGACAGUGCAGUAUUAUCAAUUAAAAGUAUAUACAAAUAUGCUCGCAGAAGUGUUACAACUGUAAGUUUUGUUCAAAAAUUUUACUUAUAUCUAUUGUUUUUGCAUUGAAAAUCUAUAGGUUGUUCCAUUGAGUAUAUAAAGUACGAAUUGGUAUACAUGAUGAAGUCACAGCAAACACUAUAACAAAGAAGUGUUAUUUUUAAAACUUACUGGCAGGACAGAGAAAGGAUAGUUUUGAUGAUAUCCUGAUCCAAUCCAUUUACAGUAAGCGCUAUCGUAAGAAUAUUUUAUCGACUUCUGAAUAUCUGCUUUUUACAUAAAUACAUUUUCAAUAAAAUUGUUUGGAUAAACAAAGCAUAUAAAAAAGGUAUUUUAUCGAUUGAAAAAUUACUUAAUAUACAAGAUGAACAGUUAUACAUGAUCGUCUUAUGUAGACAUAAUUAUCUGUAAUUCAAACUUAACGAUGAGACCAUUGAGAUAUUUAUAACAAAACUAAAGCAAAAAUAGUGUGGUAUGGCUUUUUUAAAAAUGAUCAAUGUGAUAAUAGGAAUAGUAUAUUAUGAUUUUAAAGUAUAUCCGUAACACCAAAGUGAGGUUACGUCACUACAGAUAAACCAACUCUGAGUUAUUGCCUUUUGUAGCAGUUUUCAUCAAGUUGAAUUAAUUUAAUUUUGGAGUAAUAUACGUUCGGAAUAGUUGUUAUUCGAUAUAGUAUACAGUAGUAGUAGUUGACUUUCGUGGUAGUUGUAGCUACCCUAAAAUACUAGUAUUGUAGUAUCUAUAACCGUGGUUAAAAUCUAACCUAUGAACUAAAUGUGGUCACGUUUUCCAUAUCAUUGUGUUACAUUUUGUUUGUACUUUUGAACUGACUACGCGUCUAGCAAUAGUUUAUUAUUUAUACCUAUUAUUUUUUUCAAAUGAAACAUUAUAAAUUACUAGUUGGCUAAUUUUACUGUGUAUAUAGUGCAAAAUAUGUUUUCAUUCAGAUUUUAACAAGGUAAUUAUAUUUUUAUUAGUUUCUUUUUUACAGGCGAAUUAGGUUAGUUUAAAUAUUUUCAUCACAGAAUACAUUUUGAUAUUGAUAUUUAAUCGUAUACAAACAUUUAGUUAUUUCCCUGUAGUGAAACGUUAAAAUACAUGUAUUAUCAUGCUAAACAAACUGUAAGUUUGACCAUCGAAGCAUAUUAAAAUGUAUUCUUAUCAAGUGAACAUUAAUCCAACUUUGUCAUCUUUUUAAUAGAAAUUUGUACAUUGUGAACCCUUUAAUUAGUAGGUAUAUGAUUGUGAUAAGUGUCAUAAUAAUAUAUUUACUAUUGGUUUAUUGAAAUUUUAUUUCCUAGUUUAAUUCAGAUAUGUGUUUUCGAAAUGAUUAUUUUCUUAUUUCUUAUUAAUAAUUAAUAAUUUUAAUAACAUUAUGCAUUAUAUCUUGCUAAUACAAUUGAAAUGAAAAUAUGUAAUUUGUUUCUUUGUUUCAAAGCCUAUAGAUAUGUUCGGAAAGAUCAAUUCCUUCUUGUAUUGUGCUCUUAUUAAUAUUGUUUACCUAGAUCUAUAGGUAUACUUAAUUUAAACAUAUAAUAUGUAUAAUCUGUUAUGAUGUUAGGUUAGGUUAGGUUAAUGUUAAAUCUGUUGUUUCUAUAAUUCGAAUGUGAAAGUACUUAUGAAAAACUUAGGUACCUGUGUCAUAUGCUAUUUAUACUGAAAACAUAUCUACAAUUUACUCCAUCUCGUUUAUGGUUUUUUUUUUUACAUCUGAAAACCACUCUUUUAACUGUUUUUAUGUUGCAACAAAUACUACAAGGUAACAUUUAGCAUAGUGAAAUAAUGUAAUAACUAAAUUUUAAAAUUUUGCCGCUUAAUGUGCUCGCUAAGCUAGUAGAAGGUUUAGUGGUCAAUUGUAAUAACUGCUCUAAAUGUUCUAUAUCGGCAGACUAUAUAUACCUAUAUAUUAAUUAUAUAUAUAUCAUUGCAGGCGCGGACCGGCUAAAUAAGGCAUGGGAUGUUAUAAUUUAUUAUUUAUUAGGGACAAUAGAUAAAUUUUCUUAAUGAAUGAGUAGGUAACUACUUUGUUAAUCCCUAAUUUUGCCGUACAGAGUCUAUUACACUCCAUUCAAAUUGUCAUGGCUAUAAAAUAUAUUUUUCAUAGUUUUAGAAUAAAACAAAACACAUCCAAUAACAAUUUUAAAUAUUGUUAUAUAAAAUAUUAAAAUAAUUUAUCUGAUAAAUUGUGAACUUGGGGCUAUAGAUACUACAGCAUCAAAAUAAACUAGUUUGACUGAUAGCAAAUAUCUACCACAUAAGAUCACACUGUCAACUUUAGUCAAUGUCCAACCCAUAUUUAUCGCCCAAGACAUAGGUCAUACAGUGUGAUCAAUAUUUGUGUUGACAGUAUACAACAAGAGUUUUGAGGGUUGAAGUGAAAGAAACAUUGAUUUAUUAAGUGUUGGUAGCAGGUUAUAUCAAAUUUUUACAUUAAAUUACUAAAAGUUUCCAAUUCCCUAUUGAAGGUUUGAUUUACAUAGAGAUGGCGUUUUUAUAAAGAAUUUUAUUUUAAUUAGGUAUAAUUUAAAUAAAAUUAUUUUUACUCAAUUUCAAGAUUUCACAAUGAGUGAUCCUGAAGAUCUGUUUUGGUCGUCUGAUAGCUCAGAAGAAAUGGAAGAUAUGGAAGUAGAUGUAUUAAAUGACUCAAUGGAAUCAAUAGAAUUUGAAACCAGUGGUAAUAAUUAUAUACAUUUUUUUUUUAUGCUUCAAACUUAAAUAUUUUUAUAAUUUAGAUGUCGAAGGAGAUAUUGCUAAUUUAAAUGAAGAUGAUGAUGAUGAUGAUGAUGAUGAAGAUGAACAAGAACAAAUUAUUGCUAAUUCAGAUGAUUAUGGAGAAGAAGAAGUUAUUGAUAACCAUCCGAUUGUACCUCCUUUACGAUCAUCUGCACGGUUAUCUGCACGAGCAUCUGCACGAUCAUCUGCACGAUCAUCUGCACGAUCAUCUGCACGGUUAUCUGCACGAUCAUCUGCACGGUUAUCUGCACGAGCAUCUGCACAGUCAGCUUCAAGAGCACCUGUUUCACCUAUUCGAUCACCUAUUCGGUCACCUGGACACCGUUCUCUCGAAGUAAAUGUUCAUACAGAUUCUGAUGAUUCAGUAAAUUCUACAGACUCAGUAGUAAGUUUUUUAUCUUAUAUAGUGCCAGUUUAUUGUGUUCUACAUAAUAUCUUGUAACAAUUUAAAUUUGAUUUCAUCAAUAUCUUUACUCUCCUUACAUUACUAUUAUAUUAGUAAAUACAAGUUUUUAUGUUAUAUGGAAACAAUUUUAAACAAAUGUUAUCCAGUAUAAUUCAGUCUGAAAAGAUAAAUGUCUUUAGAAUGUUUUCAAAUGAGAUAUUUAAUAAUUACUUAGAAAUGUAUCAAUGAAUAUUUGAAGAAUCUGACUCACAUAUUAAAAAUUGUUUAUAAUUGUUAUUACUGAAAUUCCAAUCGUCUUUUUCAUUACCUUCAUCCCAAGUAUUUAGGGUACAUCACCAGUGGCAGAUCUAGAAUUUUUUUAUAAUGAGUACUCGUUUGCUUAUAAUGGCCCUAAGGUACUUAUUUGUUAUUAUGAAAAAAAAAAAAAUGAAUAAUUUGGAGCUUAAAUUUGCUAGGAAAAUCAGUCUUGCAAUGUGCAUGUAUUUUUGAUGUAUUACAUAAAUAAUUCAAUAUAAUUAUUAAUUAACAUACAUAAUUGUAUCUAAAGAUUAAAUAAACAUUUUGUUAUUUUUUAAUGAGUACAUAAUAAUACAAUGUAUGUAAUUUUAUAUUUGAAUAGUGUACAGUUAGAUUGACCAGUCCUCAAAUUUCAUUCUCAAUUUUUUUUUUUUUUCUAGUAAACUCAUUGAUAAGUCAAUAUGUUUUUCUUUAUGAAUAUUUAAUAGAGCUAAGCUGUUCAGUCUAGACACAGUCAUUAUGAAAUGCAUGCGAUUUUUUAAUUUCCUCAAGGUAGAAAAUGACUUUUCAGCGGUUUCUGUAGAUACUAAAAACUUAGCAAAUAAUUUUAAGACUAUAUUGAUAUUUAGAAAAAAAUGUUUAACAAUAUGAGAGUGAUGUAACAGCAGUAUGAGAGAGGUUUGUUUCUAUUUCAUUCCAUUUAACAUUCCAAAGAUUUAUUUCUGCUUUUAAUACCAAUUCUGAAUUGAAAGUAAAUCUUGGGCAUAAAACAUUUCAGCUUUUAAUAAAGCCUCAAUACUGUAUAAAUUGGAAUGAGUCUUUCAAGUGAAAUAACUUGAGCAAAUUUAUCACUAAAUCUAGAUUUUGAAUAUUUUGCAAUAUUAACCAUAUUCUCUUUAACUGUCCUGCACUGUCAGCUGAUCACUUACAUCUUUUUUUCGCUGCUUUAUUCUCUUAACAUUCAUCUCGAUUCCCAUCACAUACUUAUAUCUCAUUUAUCUCUAGCUAUCAUUAAUAAAAUUGCUUGUAUAAAUUAAUGUAACCAUUAUGUAUAUUUUAAUUUUGUUUAAUCAAUGUAAUUAAUAGUUGAAACUACUUGUUUUAAACAAAGUUUUAAUAAAAAAAAAUUCUUGAAUAACGUGGUAUAAAAAUUGUUAUAUCAAACCAUUACAUAAGAUUUCUGUUAAUCUUGUCAUUAAUAUUAUUCUUCUUUGUUUGGUGAGCACUAAGUCAAGUUUUUCUAAUAAAAAUGUGUAGAACGGUGGGAGCUUCAGCACCACAAGCACCCCACCCCACCCCUUAAAUCUGUCACUGUCAGUCACCCUUAUUCUAAACUUCCUCUUGACCCAAUAUUCCUCCCAUACACUGGCUGCCCUUAUAUUAUUUUCAAUUGUGUCCAUCAUCUCUAUUUCAGUAAUUUCUUUUCCUCUUUCCUCUUACAUUUAUUUAAAUUAUUAUUAUUACUGCUUUAGAUUCCUCUAUAUCUCUGUCUUUCUCUUCUCUUAGUACUCCACUCAUCCCACUAAGCAUUCUCAUCUCUGUUACACUCAUUUAUUGUUUUAUUUUACUGUCUACCUCCUAACACUGAACCAUUCACCAUGGUUGGUCUCACAACACUUGUAAAACUUAUUUAAGUAAUUAGAAUCCUCUUAUUAUAUUAAUCAUAUGUUUCAUAUCAUCGUCAAAACCACCUUUCUUCUGUGCAAAAGAUCCUAGAUACUAAAAAAUUUCAACCCCCCUAUUAUGUUACUGCUUACUCGUGUUAACUGUCUUGCCCCGUCCCUUUAAAUACUGUUUCCAUUCCUCAAACCUAUUGUUAUAUUCUUUCAAUUUUUUUCCUAUCCAAGAUCUAUCAUCUGUAAAUAUACACCAUGGAAAGUCCUCUUAUCUGUUGUACCCACACAUGUCUUAGAUAAGACAAUCUGCCAAAGUGUCAUUUAGAAUUCUGUUGUCCUGAUAUAAUUCCAUUUUUCUCCUUCUACAAUAGGUCUCUAAUAACUUUCAUAUGACAUAGAGAUAUUAUUGGAGUAUUCUAAACCUUUCCUACAGAAAAAAUACCAUCAUAUGCUUACUGUAGUCACCCACCUAGACUUUUCAUCAGUAGGAGUUAAGGGCCUCAGGUUUGUUAAAUGCAUCAUAUGCCUCCCUAAGGUAAUUAAAUGAUUACUGAGAGCCCAAUAAUAUACAAAAUAUAACUUAAUUAAUAAUGUUUUUCUUUACUAUAUCUAAAAGUCUUGCAUACAACAAUCUAUGAUAUUAUACUUAUAUUAUUACAAUGUUUCAGGCUAUUGAAGUGAUAAAUCUAAAUAGAGAUUUUAUUAGUCUUAAUCAACCUAUUCCACAAAAUAUAAUUCCAUGUGUGGAACCUAUAGAUGCCCUACAACCUACAACAUCCAGAGAACCAUCGGAAAAUACUGUUAAUGGUAAAAUAUAAGUGUUAUAACUGAACUCCAAAAUGUGGUUAUUGUGCAAUUAGCUAGAUUACUUGGAUACAAUGUAUACUUGAUAUUGAUAAUCAUAAUUUUGUACUGUUCAUAAAAAAUUCUAUAGCAAAAAUUUAAAAUAAGCACAAAACUGGGCAUUUUUUCUAGCAGUAAUAUUUUCAUCAUUACCUGUUUCAUUAUUAUUUAUUAAUGUUUUGAAAAUGAAAUACGAAACAUUCUUUAUAAUUAAUAUUAAUAUUUUUAGUAUUUAAGUAUGCAUUGUCAUAAAACUGGGCCUAACAUGGUCUGAUAACAUUAUAUAUUAUUUAGCACUGAUGUUUCAUCCUACCCCUCUUUUUUUAACUAUAAUAUACAAUUUAAAUACUAAAGUUUACAGUCUAAAAUAUAGUUAUUAAACAUUUGAUUUUACAAUAGAAUACAUAUCCUAAAUAAUGUGUUUAAUACUAAAAUAUAAUAAAUAUUAAUUAAUAAUAAUGAAACAACUGACUGGCUCAUUACUUAUACUCGUUUAUUUAGAUACAAUAAUAUUUAAAUGUAAAAGAUAACUUCAUUAAAUAAUAUCUUUACCUGACAAAAAUUAUUGUUUGUUUGUUAUUUAAUUUUUUAAAUUUUUUAUUAAAGCUUUUAGUCAAAACUAUUAAGCCCAAUAAUUAUAGUUUAUAAUAAAACAAAUAAAAAGUACAAAAUUUAGAUAACAAAGUCCAGUCUUGAGGAUAAAAGAGAUAAUUAGUGUAAUAACAUGUUAAGAGUUUGAAUUUGAUAUUUAUUGACAAAUAUUAAAUUAUACCUAUUUUAUCUUGAGAGUAGGUACCUAUCUAUUUAAGUAUACAACUAUACUGUCAGUUAAUAAAAUUUAGAUGUGUUCAGAGUAAAAUAUAUGUUUAAAUUUAUUAUAAUUAUGCAUUAGUUUCAAGUACCUACAUUCUUCUGUACUAAAGUAUAUGAAAUAUAGGAUUAAGUGUGGUUAGAUAAAGUGGAAAGAAGAAUCUCGUGCUUUAUGUGACAAGAGAAAUUCCAAAGAAAUUAAGGUUAGUUCUACAAAAAUAUGGCAAGAAUAUGAUAAGACUAAGAUUAUGUUGUAGUGUUGGAUGGUAGACAGAAAAAUAUAACAGAGUAUGAAUUUAGUAGAGAUGUGAAUAAGUAGAGUAAUUAGAGAAAAAGGAUAAUAGGUAGUUUAGGUGUAACUUUGAUAGAAAAUAGAUAGUUGGUUUGUGAUUAUUUGGGCAUGUCAUGAGGAGAAAGGAAUCUGCUAUGAAAGGUAUUGCAUCUUAAUUCUCAAGAAAUAAAGAAUUGUUUGAAACUUUUUUAAAAAGUCUGGCACUGAUUCAUUUUUUUCUCAUGAUUUAUUUAUUAAACAUAGCUAAUAAAAUUUUGUUCUCGUUGGACUUUUUUUCAUCUAGUUAUGACAGUUUUAAAUUUAAUACAUUAUUUUUAAGAAACACUGUGCACAUUUGCCAAUUUCAAACUUUAGCAGCAACAGUAACAUAUAUUUUUUAAAUUUAUAAACAAUAUUUAUUUACAAAAAAUAUCAAAAUAUAAUUAUUUUGAAUUAAUUUGUAUUGUAAUAAAUUUACAGUUAAUAGAGAUGUAUCAUGCAUCAUAUGCUUAGAAGAUUAUAACAAUUCUGGUUCACAUAAACCUGUUUGUUUAAAAUGUGGUCAUAUUUUUGGAGAACAUUGUAUAGUGAGAUGGAUUAAGGUACAUGAAUUUUUUUAUACAGCUAUUUAUACUAAAAUGAAUACCUUCUGAUGUUGUCUUUGUAUUUAAUAGAAUGGAUGUAAUAAUGAUGCAAGAAGAUGUCCAACAUGUAACACAAAAUCAACUCUAAAAGAUAUUAGAGUUUUGUAUGCCAGUAAACUAAUAGCAGUUGAUACAGCUGAACUAACUAGUGUUCAAAAUGCACUUGAACAAGUGAGAACAAUAAAUUAAUUUAAGUUAUGAUUAUAGUUUAAUAUAAGAUUAAUAAAUAAAUACCUAUUUAACUUUAGUAAUAUGUGAUUUUUAUCUUUAGCUAAAAAUCUGUCACAAUAUUAUUAAAUUUGAAGUAUAAUUGUAUAAUAAUAUUUUAAACUAAUUAAAUUAAAUAAAUUCUAUAUUUGAUAAAAAUAAAAUGUUUUUGUAGGAAAAAAUUGAAAAUAGUGCAAUGAAAACUGAACUUAAUCAUAUUAGAAUGAAACAUAGAAAUUUGAGGGGAGAAGUUACAAGAUUAAAAGUCCUUGUUGAUAAACUGGUAGCUGGUAUACCAACCACUAGUUUUAGUCCAACUUCAAGCCGACAAUGUCUAAAAAAAGUGAAAAUAAAUGGUACAAACCCAGACUGUAGAGUUAUAGCCUUCAAUAAAAAAAACAUGUUGUUAGUAAGUAUAUUGGUGUAUAGGUACUUAACCGUAAUUAGUAUUUUUAUCUUUAAAAAUGUUAAAUUAUUGUAAAUUUCAUUCAAUAGGUAGUAUCGCAGGGAGGAGAAGGACCAUUUGCUAGUUCCUAUGGAAUCAGGAAGUUAAAUGCUUCAGUGCUAGAACCUACAAAAGAGUAUAUCUUACCACACAAAAAACAAUUACGUGAUAUGUCUUUCCAUCCUAUAGACGAUAAUCAAUUGGCUACAGUUAGUUUGGAUAAAUGUGUUUGUCUUAUUGAUGUAUUAUCUAACUCAGUAAUUUCUAAUGUGGAAGGUAAUGAUGUUUUAAUUUAUUAUUUCAUUACAAUUUUAUUUAUUUACAUAGUUUUAAACAAUAUUUACGAAUUUAUUUCAUGAUUUAUUUUUUUGGUUUUAUCAAGUUAAUAAAAAUGUAAACCAUUAUAUAAACAAAAUCUAUAACAUAGAAGGGACUCCACUUCCUUGGAAGGUUUCUGGUUAUGCCACUAAAUGAAAUAAAUAUAUAUUUGAUCUUCUGAUUUUAUUAUUGUAGUUAACGACAUUAAUAAAUUAAUUUUGGAUUAUUACUAUCAUUUAAUAGCAAUAACUUGCUAGAUGAUAUUAUUUACGUUGUUUUGUUUUGUAUUUAAGAAGGCUUAGCAUUUAGUUAGGCUCGUAUUCAGUGUUUAGUUAUUAAGUUAGUACUUACCUAUUAUCAAAGCUAUCAAUAUAUUUAUAUAUUUUAUUCCCUUAUGAAUUUUAUUUGUAAAACUUUUACACAUUAGGUACAUUAUUUAUAAGGACUCAAUUUUAAAUUGCUGUGAACAUUUGUUUGAAUUUAAAUAACCUAUAUCAGAUUAGAGCAUUCACAUUGUAAACCUAUUAAAUAAAAUCCACAAUCAAUCAUGCAUGUUUAGUUUUAGGCGUACAUUAGAAAAAUCCUCUAAAAUUAAACACAAUAUUUUGAUUAUAUUAGUCUUUUUUUGAUUGGAAUUUAUUUCGGGUUGUUAUCGCUCAUCAAAGUGGUGUGAUUGGUAAAUAAAAAGCUUAAUAGUAGUUUACCCAAUAUUUCAUUAAAUAUUUAGUCCAAUUUUAGUGUUUUAAUCAAUAUCAUAAAUACAGUUGUUUGUUUAAAUUAAAUUUGUAUGAUAAAUCAUUUUCUUGACAGCUAAUUAUUUAAUAACAUUAUAACUAAUAACAAAAUUAGAACUAUUAUGUAUUCAAAGCUAAAGAAUAAAAAACUAAUAAUUAAGUUAACUACUAUAGUCAUCAUAUAUUUUUACAUGGUAAAACUAGGCCAACUAUUAGUGCUAUUAAUUAUAGUUUGUUUAUAUAUUAACUGCAAUUAAUUAAAUUAUAUCAUGCAAAAAUAAAUAAACAACAAUUCACUAGACACGCUUCUUUUACAGCAGCUGUGUAUACAGUAUAGCACCGAGUUCCAACCUUAGUAGAAAACCUUGGGUCUAAUUUUGUCUAAUUGGUCUAUAUAAGAGAUUAUUUUUUAGUUAUCUUAUAAGUUCGCUUAAUAAUUGGGUGUAACUGGAUUAUUUAUGGUAAAAUGAUUUCUGUUAAUUUGGCUUUUCAUUUUAAUUCAAUUAAAAAUAAUUAUUAAAUUCUGUAAUUCCCAUAGAUUAGUUAUAUUUGUCCUUUUUAAACUUCUAGUCAUUAUUUGUUUUUUUUAUAAGUGUUUAAAUUCAAAAUUUAAUGCAAAUUGAAAAAAGGAUGAGGCAUUCUAGAUUCCGAUUUGUGUAAAUAAAAAAUUGUUUUGCCUAAAAAUUCUCAAAAGUUAAAAAAAAAACACAAUUUAAUUUAUUUUUAAGUUAUAAAUUAAUGCAAUUUUAAAAAACAAAAUAAACAAACUCUUCCCAAAAUCUUUUUUUUUUUUUUUUUUUUUUCAAUGAUUUAUUGUUGCGUAAAGAUAAAAAUAUCAUGUCUCUGAUAAGUACUAAGUAUUUUAUUAAUUAUGUAUUAUCAUUUUUAGUUGAUGAACCAUUGUGGUGUUGUUGCUGGGAUGGUAAUAAUACCAAUUUAAUUAUUGCUGGUGGUCAAAUGGGUUCAUUAUAUUUUUUCGACCGAAGAUAUAUGCAACUAUUAAACCAACUCAACAACCGAAAUCCAGCUUGUGUUUCUCUUUCUCCUAUUCCUUUAGAUGCAUCUAGGUCAUUUCCCAAUGGAGGGUUUUUGAAAACCAGAAUGGACCAUUUGUCUAUAUUUGAAGAAGACAAAACACAACCAUUCAGUUAUAAAGAACAUAAUUUGCCAUUAAAGGGUAAAUGGAGUAAUUCUGUGUAUGAUAUUGAAUCAAAUCUCUUGCUUACAUCUGCUAAACCCUGUGGUGCCAACAAGUCUAUCAGACAUAUUGUAUCUAAAAUAUCAAAUUUAAAUGAAGAAGGACCUACAAUACAACCAGUAGUGACAUUUUACGGUUAGAUUUUCAUAAUUAUUAUAUGUGUUAAUGAUGUAAUUAAAUCUGAAUUUAGUUCUUUGCCCAUUUAGAGAUGUAAUUUUUGUUUUGUUUUUUUUUUAACGUUGUUUGAUAAUAGAACUAUAAAGAAUGAUGGAUUUUUAAGUAUAAGAUAAUAUCAUCUAUUAACCUUUUUCAGGUGGGAACAAGAAUACACAAUUAACGCGUUCAUGCUUUGUACCACCUAAUGAUAAUUACGAAAAUGUAUUAGUAUGUGGUUUUGAUGAAAAAUCAAAAGCAAUAAAAAUAUUUGAUCUCAAUACAAACACAAAUGUUCACAACUUUUAUGUAGAUGAAAUAUUCACAGAUAUGUGCCAUAUGAAUCCUAUGUCUAUGAAUGGUAGACGAACAAUAGCUGCUUUAUCACAUAAUGCUGUUAGUAUAUUUGCUGUGUAAACUAAUGGUUAUGAACGAUCAUAUUCUUUAUUUAUGUUUACAUACAUUUAAAUUAUAAUUUUUUUCUUUUUUUUUAAAUUCACAUCUAAGACUUAUCUAAAUAUUAUGAUUUUUGUACAAGUUUUAACACCUUGUUAUUCUUCUACUUAAAUGUUUUAUAAAUUAAAAUUAUAACAGAUAUUGUAAUAACAGAAAACAUCAAUAAUUAUUGUGUGUUUUUUAAUUAAGUUUAUAAAUAAGACUGUAAUAUGUGUAGUGGCUACCCUCCUACUUUAUCAUACACGUUUAUAAUAACAUGAAUUUUUAGUUUUAUUUGAUUUGUAUUUAGAAUUUAAUAGUUUGUAUCUACAAAUUCUAGCUUAACCUGCGCUUAUAUCUAUCCAAAAUUUAUAUAAUGAGAUUUAAAUAAAAUAAAAAUAUUAUGUACAAAUAUAGUGAUAUGAUUAUUAAAUUCUAAUUGUAAAAUCAAUCAUAUAUAAUUAUUAAGUUUUAUGCUUAAAAUACAAACAUACUAUUGUUUGUAAUGUAUUAUGUAUAUGUAUUAUAUAUUAAUUUUUUUAAUUUUGAUCCGUUCU
Messenger RNA from Cinara cedri, 11737 nucleotides. The record is from the annotation of a GenBank genome assembly. Lineage: Eukaryota; Metazoa; Arthropoda; Insecta; Hemiptera; Aphididae.